Sesamum indicum (sesame) is the source of this 4305-nucleotide messenger RNA. Its product is annotated as RAF-like serine/threonine-protein kinase 20. Lineage: Eukaryota; Viridiplantae; Streptophyta; Magnoliopsida; Lamiales; Pedaliaceae. Gene Ontology annotation, biological process: signal transduction; protein phosphorylation. Gene Ontology annotation, molecular function: protein kinase activity; ATP binding; protein binding. Gene Ontology annotation, cellular component: cytoplasm. The record is from RefSeq and is a predicted model, not a curated record.
UACAAAUACAUCUCAUUCACAUAAGUGGAAUAUAUUUUCGAAUUAGAAAUUGAAAUGCUCUUUGAAUUUCACUCUUAUUUGGUCAUCAGUGUUUAUCCUCUUGACACGGAAGAUGGAGUUGCGAAAGUGGCGGAUUUAGUCAACAGCUUGAGUUCUCACAUUGCAUUGGACUGUUGAGGUAAAACCCUACUGAUUAUGUGAUUCAACUCAUUCCGAUCUAUCUUUGUUUGUAUCUGUGGACAUAAAAGCUACACCGACUGGUUUUGUUGUUUGGUUCAGAAUCCUCAUUGAUGUUCCAUCACAACUUGACUCAGGAAAUGUUCCUAGACUUUUACUUAUAUGUAUUCCUUAAAUACCACUGACCUUGUUUUCAAGCAAAGUCUUUGCUUUGUGUUGAGGACUGUAGUGCUUGUCUGUGGCUUUUGCAAGUUACUCAGAAGAUUGUGGCAUCAAGGGUUGUUCCGAUUGAAUUUUUAUUUGAAAAAGGACAGAAUUAGCAAUUUCGUUAUGGAACCAUCAAAAAAUCAUAAUUUUGUGCAAUUCCAUUCCCCAGAACAUGGGGAUGAAGAUCGUGGUCCUCAAUCGCAAGUUUUUAAGAUGGAUCCUUCGGGUCAUGCAAAUGCUAGUUUGAGGUCUCCAGAGAGUACUUUUUCCGAAGCUAAACCUGUUCUUAAUUACUCUAUACAGACUGGUGAGGAGUUUGCUCUUGAAUUUAUGCGUGACCGCGUUAACCCCAGGAAGCCAUUUGUUCCAAAUAUCUCUGGGGAUUCCAGUCAUGCACCUGCUUACUUGGAGCUUAAAGGCCUUUUAGGCCUUAGUCAUACUGGCUCCGAAAGUGGUUCAGAUAUCUCUAUGAUUGGCGCUGCAGAAAAAGAUUCGAGAGAAUUUGAACGAAAGAAUUCGUCUUUACAUGGGGACAAUGUUAACCAUGGUUCUUUCCAAACUAGGCAACUGGUGCCACAUGGUUCAUCAGAUUACAACAGCCGCACACUCACGUAUACCUCAUCUGGAGCAUCUGACAGCUCCAAGCUCAAGGUACUCUGUAGCUUUGGUGGUAGAAUUCUGCCUCGGCCAAGUGAUGGAAAGCUCAGAUAUGUUGGUGGGGAAACACGGAUCAUUCGGAUAAGCAAGGACAUUACAUGGAAGGAAUUGUGGCGUAAAACAACUGCACUUUAUGAUGAAACAUGUACCAUUAAGUAUCAGCUUCCUGGUGAGGAUCUUGAUGCCUUAGUUUCAAUAUCGAGCGAUGAGGAUUUAUUGAACAUGAUGGAGGAGUGCAAUAUUCUGGAAGAUGGAGAUGCAUCAAAAAAACUUCGGAUGUUUCUAUUCUCUCCUGCAGAUUUGGAUGAUGCACAUUUCAGUUUGGCCAACUCCAAUGGUGAUUCAGAAAUGAAAUAUGUAGUUGCUGUCAAUGGCAUGGACAUUGGAUCACGAAAAGGCUCUACUCUAUGUGGUUUAGCAAGCUCUUCUAUAAAUAAUCUAAAUGAGUUGGACACACUGAAUGUUGAUAGGUGCACAACUAAGAUCGCUUCUGAAUAUGUUGCUGUCAGUAACUCGAACUUGGCAGGUUUUGUAGUCCCGCCAACAGCAGUUGAACCUUCUAAUUCAACUGUACCAAGUUCCUCCAAAGUUUAUGAAACGGACUUGCGCUUCAAUCAUGGUUCUGUGCAGCAAGACCAAGAAAGACAACAUCCUCCACAAUUUGGAUAUAAUUUUCACCCUCCAUAUUAUACGCCAUCAGAAAGUGCUGUGCCACAAUCUUUUUAUGGGCCUUCUUCUGAACAGAAAGGUCUUGAAGGGAUGUUGAUACAUAGCUCUGGUGCACUGGGCACAAAAGCACAUGAAAAGGAGGCUAAACUGAACGUUGAUGGCUUAAUUCAAACAGAAAAUGAAGGCGAGCAAAUGUUGGCAAAUGAGCACUAUGUUCCGUCACAGGCACAAAGUGACAACACUAAAAUUAGUUUCCCUGUUGAAGAGUCACCUGUGACGGUUCCCAAACUGGAUAGGGAAUAUUCUUCAAAAGGCAAUGGGAGGCCUGAGGAAGCUGUGCGGGUCUCCAAACCUCUUGAUGAUGUCAUGCAAUCCGAGUUUCCUACAACCAGUGGCAAUGAGUAUUUUACCUCUGGUAAUGUUUCUGUUGCUGAAUCCAUCCACUCAGAGCCUGAUCCUUCUGAUUUGAGCUACUUUGAGUCUUCUAUCCCUCCCCAGAGGGCCUUCCGGUCCGAGUGGAUUCCUCGGGAGCAGGCAGGCCUGCUCAGCAGAAUAUCAAAGUCAGAUGAUUCACGCAGUUCUCAGUUUCUCAUUAAUCAGUCACAUACUGAUACUUCCCAGCAGGAUUUAAUUACAACAGCUGUGGAGAACUUAGAAAAAGGGAGUGGGCAUAUUCCUACAGAUCAGUCAAUUUCUACUGAAAAGGAUUUUCCUGAGGAACCUAAAACCCUUGAUAAUGGGCUUAACAGAACUCAAAAUCUGAAGCAGACAGAGGGCCUUGAAGUUAAUUUGAAGCUCCCUACUGUAAUCCAUGGGGAUUCAGUGAAACAUUCUGAAAAUUCUACAGUUCAUCAGGUUGGCAGGGUUGAUAGCCAAUCUGUUGCUGGUGAUGCCCAUAACCAUCCUCAACCUUCAACAUUGCCAGGGACUCGUGAAGAACCCAGUGUCGGUGUUCCCAGGACUGAGCAGGGAGACAUUCUUAUUGAUAUCAAUGAUCGGUUCCCCCGCGAUCUUCUUUCAGAUAUAUUUUCUAAAGCUGUUCUUUCUGACAGUUCGUCUGAUUUUGGUCCUCUACAAAAAGAUGGAGCUGGUUUGAGUGUGAACAUAGAGAACCAUGAUCCUAAACACUGGUCCUUCUUCCAGAGACUGGCAGGGGAUGAGUUUACAAGGAGGGAUGUAUCUCUUAUUGAUCAAGACCAUGUUAUGUUUUCCUCAGGACUUACAAAAGUUGAAGAGGAGGCUCCUUUAGCAUAUGACUUCGUACCAGUGACGAGGGAUGGAUUUCUUCCAAGUCGCGGGGGGGUGCAAGAGAAAUAUGGCGAGGAUGAUCAGAAAGACAUAUCUGGCAGAGAUGGAGCUGUUGCUACACCUGAUCAUUCCAAUUAUAAUGCACCUCAAGUGAAAGUCAGUGAAAGCAUGCAAUAUGGUGACUUGAUGGAUAAUAUAAGAACUCGAGAAUCAGAAUAUGAGGAUGGAGUUGGAAAUAUUGGCUUACCUCAUCUAGAUCCUUCUUUGAUGGAUUUUGAUAUCAAUUCAUUGCAGAUCAUAAAAGAUGCAGACCUUGAGGAACUGAGGGAGCUUGGUUCUGGCACAUUUGGCACUGUAUAUCAUGGAAAAUGGAGAGGCUCCGAUGUGGCAAUCAAGCGCAUAAAGAAGAGUUGCUUCACUGGUCGUCAAUCAGAGCAAGAGAGACUGACUGUUGAAUUUUGGAGGGAAGCUGAAAUUCUCUCAAAACUUCACCACCCAAAUGUGGUUGCAUUUUAUGGUGUGGUACAAGAUGGACCAGGGGGAACAUUGGCUACUGUGACAGAAUACAUGGUUGAUGGUUCUUUAAGACAUGUUUUACUUCGAAAGGAUAGGCAUCUUGAUCGCCGGAAGAGGCUGAUAAUUGCCAUGGAUGCAGCUUUUGGAAUGGAAUAUUUGCAUUCAAAGAAUAUAGUGCACUUUGAUCUGAAAUGCGACAAUUUGCUCGUGAACUUGAAAGAUCCUUCAAGACCUAUAUGCAAGGUAGGGGAUUUUGGUUUAUCAAAAAUCAAGCGGAACACCUUGGUUUCUGGUGGAGUUCGUGGAACUCUUCCGUGGAUGGCCCCAGAGCUACUUAAUGGAAGUAGCAAUAAAGUUUCUGAGAAGGUUGAUGUCUUUUCAUUUGGUAUUGUCUUGUGGGAGAUUCUUACGGGGGAGGAGCCUUAUGCCAACAUGCAUUAUGGUGCAAUUAUAGGAGGGAUUGUGAACAACACAUUGAGGCCAACCAUUCCAAGCUACUGCGAUGCAGAAUGGAGAAGAUUGAUGGAGCAGUGUUGGGCCCCAAAUCCUGCUGUAAGGCCUUCUUUUACUGAAAUAGCCAGUCGGCUGCGUGUAAUGUCUGCCUCAGCCCAGACAAGGAAGGCGAGUUCGUAGGUAAUAAGCUAAUGGUUUUGAUGUCAUCUUUACUAAUGAAGCAUAUAGAUUUGUUCAUUCAAUUGCUCAAACUGGGGAUAAUUUGUCCUACUUCCUGAACCGGUGGACAAAUGGCUUGAAAAUCAGCCUAUAUAUAAUGUAAUUAAUAUAUAUCUAUAAAUCUGUAUAUGAAGGGAGAUGUCUCGGUUUUAAGUUCAA